Messenger RNA from Hibiscus syriacus, 1167 nucleotides. RefSeq names its product probable pectate lyase 16. Lineage: Eukaryota; Viridiplantae; Streptophyta; Magnoliopsida; Malvales; Malvaceae. Bases 1 to 1167 code for a protein of 388 amino acids. Gene Ontology annotation, molecular function: pectate lyase activity. The record is from RefSeq and is a predicted model, not a curated record. The transcript has 3 exons.
AUGGCUUCCCUUCCCUUUACCACUCUCCCUUUGCUUUCACUUCUCUUAAAAUUAGCUUAUUCAUCACCCCAUGACACCUUGAUACCAUACAACACCUCCGGCAUCGCCUCCAUGAAGCUCAUGAACAUCAUAGACUCGUGUUGGCGAACCAUCAACUGGGCUACCAACCGAGAGGCAUUGGCCGAUUGUUCUGUCGGCUUCGGGAAAGCAUCGAUAGGAGGCAAAUAUGGACCGAUUUAUUUAGUUACGAACCCUUAUGAUGAUCCGGUCGACCCUACUCCCGGCACACUUCGUUUCGGUGUAAUUCAGUCGAGUCCACUUUGGAUCAUUUUUGCUACCGACAUGGUUAUCACUCUAAAAAACGAACUGAUAGUCAAUAGUUUCAAGACCAUCGAUGGCAGAGGAGCUAACGUCGAGAUUGCGUACGGACCCUGCAUAACGAUCCACGGGGUUACCAAUGUUAUCAUACAUGGGAUUAGCAUACAUGAUUGCAAGCCGGGGACGGCCGGUUUAGUUCGGAACUCCCCGACGUAUGUAGGAAAGCGCGGAGGCAGCGAUGGGGAUGCAAUCAGCAUUUAUUCCUCUUCCAACGUUUGGAUUGAUCACUGCUAUCUUGCCCGUUCGACGGAUGGACUUAUCGAUGUCAUUCAUGCUUCGACUGAUGUCACAAUCUCUAAUAACUAUUUCGCUGAACAUGAUAAAGUGAUGUUGUUAGGCCACAGCGACGACUUUAUCGCCGAUGAAGUUAUGAAAAUUACGGUAGUUUUCAACCGGUUCGGAGAGGGACUUAUCGAACGGAUGCCGAGGGUCCGCAUAGGCUAUGCUCAUGUUGCCAACAACCGAUACGACGAAUGGAAGAUGUAUGCCAUCGGCGGCAGCGCUAAUCCAACCAUUUUGAGUGAAGGAAACUACUUCAUAGCCUCCGAUGAUCCCGGCUCGAAAGAGGUUACCAAGAGAGAAACAAGUAAUUGGGAAAGUUGGAGAUGGCAGAGUUCGAGAGAUGUGUUUAUAAACGGUGCUUAUUUCGUUCCGUCGGGCCAUGGAAGUUCCGAUCCUCUUUACACCAUGGCUCAAGCAUUCAUUGUUGCUCCAGGAUACAUGGUCCCUGAUUUAACAGCUGACGCUGGUCCUUUACAUUGUCUAAUCGACAGACCAUGCAUGCUAUAA